Molecule: messenger RNA, 16318 nt
Organism: Haplochromis burtoni (Burton's mouthbrooder)
Lineage: Eukaryota; Metazoa; Chordata; Actinopteri; Cichliformes; Cichlidae
Product: ryanodine receptor 3
Exons: 101
Coding region: 991-15294 (4767 amino acids)
Biological process (GO): intracellular calcium ion homeostasis; calcium ion transmembrane transport
Cellular component (GO): Z disc; calcium channel complex; smooth endoplasmic reticulum
Molecular function (GO): ryanodine-sensitive calcium-release channel activity; protein binding
Source: RefSeq, a predicted model, not a curated record
GAACACAACUGCAUCAAAACACAGGCCCGCUAUUGUCCCAGUAGCCAACUGAGGGGGGUAGAGAGAGAAAUAGAAACGUGGAAAAAGAAGAUGUAGAACCACACUAUGAUUUUAUAAAACGAGCCAUGAUUCACAUAGCGCUUGGAUAUUACGUAACUACAAUUUUGUAAAAUUGCAUAGAAUAAACUCAGCUUUGCUGGAAACAUACUGUAUAGUUAGUAUCCUGCUUGGCUUGUAGAAAAUAUUUGUUUUCCAGUGGCUUCACUGUAAAACACACACAAAAAAAGAUUGUCAGCUUCUUUUUCUUCAUUCCUUUCAAUAAGUAACAGCUGAGUGUGGCCCUAAAUUUGUACCACCUAAAGCAGACAGGCUCAGGAGAACAGUAGCUCUUUUCUGAAUAAUAACACUCUUUCUUACCUUAAUGCUUCCUAGAGGCUCAUAAGGAAGGUGAGUAACAUGGGAGUUGAUUGCCAAAGAGAAAAAAAAAACACCCCCUUUUGCAUUUCUCCCAAUAGAUAUAUUAAUUGUUCCCCCUCCUGCAUCUUAACCCAAUCCCCAAGGCGAUGGAGUCAUUGUCUGCUAAUACUGACAUUGCAUCCAGAGACUGACAGUAGUUUACAGUGUGCAUCCUCCCACAUUCCUGUAGCUGGAGUGCUGGAAAGAUGAGCCCGUAUCCUGCUCACUCACGGAUACAGGAGCAGAUUGCAUGUGUUCAUUGGAGAGACUGGGUGGCAAACCCUCCCCAGGAGAUGCGUGCCCCCAGCUUGAGGUCACCCUAGUCGUCGAUGAGGUCAACAUUCAGUGUCAGAGGUUCGAUUGAAGCGGUUGGAGGGAGACCACUGGGGUUGUUCUGACAGAACACUGAGCUGACAUGUAACUAUGCGCUUGUGUACAUGUGUUUGUGAAUCGUCUCUAUAGGCAGCGCAGAGUGGCGGACACAAGACUCUGCUGUACGGACACGCCAUCCUCCUGCGGCAUUCCUUCAGCUCUAUGUACCUGGCCUGUUUGAAGACAUCAAGGUCACAGACAGAUAAGCUUUCCUUUGAUGUCGGCCUGCAGGAGGAUUCAACAGGUGAGGCUUGCUGGUGGACAAUCCAUCCAGCCUCCAAGCAGAGAUCAGAGGGAGAGAAAGUACGCAUCGGCGAUGACCUCAUCCUCGUCAGCGUGUCCUCAGAGCGAUACCUUCAUUUAUCCAUCUCAAGUGGCAACAUCCAGGUGGAUGCUUCCUUCAUGCAGACUCUGUGGAACGUCCAUCCCAUCUGCUCUGGUAGCAACAUAGAAGAAGGCUACCUGUUAGGUGGUCACGUGAUGCGGCUGUUCCACGGACACGACGAGGUUGUUACAAUCCCGGGAUCAGACCAGAGUGAAGAGCAGCAGAGGAUAGUCAACUAUGAGACGGGUAAAGCUGGUGCCAAGGCGAGGUCCUUGUGGAGGCUGGAGCCACUCCGAAUCAGCUGGAGCGGGAGCCACAUCCGCUGGGGUCAGCCCUUCCGGCUACGGCACCUGACCACCGGUCACUACCUGGCUCUAACGGAGGACAGGGGGCUGGUGCUUCAGGAUCGGGAGAGGUCUGACACCGUUGCAACGGCCUUCUGCUUCAGAGCCUCUAAGGAGAAGCUGGAGCAGAGCCCCAAGCGUGACAUCGAGGGAAUGGGAGUGGCUGAGAUUAAAUACGGGGACUCGAUCUGCUUCAUCAUGCACGUGGCCGCGGGUCUCUGGCUCUCGUACCAGGCGCCCGAUGUCAAAUCUGCUCGUCUGGGUCCCCUCAAGAGAAGAGCAUGCCUGCAUUCUGAAGGUCACAUGGAUGACGGAUUGACCCUCCAGCGCUGUCAGCACGAGGAGUCCCGCGCCGCGCGCAUCAUCCGCAACACCACGCUUCUCUUUAAGCGAUUCAUCAGAGACCUGGAUUGUCUGGGUGUUAAGAACAGGGCACUGGUCGCUCUGCCCGUGGAGGAGGUGCUCCAAACCCUUAAUGACCUCAUCACUUAUUUCCAGCUCCCCGAUGCUGAGCUGGAGCACGAAGAAAGGCAGAUCAAGCUGCGCUCGCUCAAAAACAGACAGAACCUCUUCAAGCAGGAAGGCAUGCUGACUCUGGUGUCCAACUGUAUUGACCGACUGAACGUCUAUAACAGCGCCGCACAUUUUGGGGAGUGCGCGGGCUCGGAGGCUGGAGCGGCCUGGAAAGACAUUCUCAACCUGCUGUAUGAGCUGCUGGCUGCGUUAAUCCGAGGAAACCGCAACAACUGCACACAGUUCUCCAACAACCUGGACUGGCUGGUGAGCAAGCUGGAGAGACUGGAGUCUUCUUCAGGGAUUCUGGAAGUUCUGCACUGCAUUUUAAUCGAGAGCCCCGAGGCGCUCAAUAUCAUCCAGAAAGGACACAUUAAAUCCAUCAUAUCGCUGCUGUACAAGCAUGGACGCAACCACAAGAUACUAGAUGUGCUCUGUUCACUGUGUGUGUGUAAUGGCGUAGCUGUGCGAACCAAUCAGAACCUCAUCUGCGAUCACUUGCUGCCCAAGAGAGAUCUGCUGUUGCAAACCCAGCUGGUCAAUGAUGUCCAGAGCAUGAGACCGAACAUCUUCCUGGGCGUGAGUGAAGGCUCGGCUCAGUACAAGAAGUGGUACUAUGAACUCAUGAUCGACCAGGUGGACCACUUUGUGACCAGCGAGCCCUCCCACCUCAGAAUCGGCUGGGCGAACACAAAAGGCUAUGCACCCUACCCGGGAGGAGGAGAGGGCUGGGGUGGUAAUGGAGUUGGUGAUGAUCUCUACUCGUACGGCUUUGAUGGACUCCACCUCUGGUCAGGUCGUAUCCCGCGGGCGGUUGCGUCCAUGAACCAGCACAUUCUGACCUCAGAGGACGUGGUGAGCUGCUGCCUGGACCUUGGAGCCCCCAGCAUAUCCUUCAGGAUCAACGGACAGCCCGUCCAGGGCAUGUUUGAAAAUUUCAACACAGACGGACUCUUCUUCCCUGUUGUCAGUUUCUCUGCAGGUGUCAAGGUUCGUUUCCUGUUGGGCGGACGGCACGGUGACUUCAAGUUCCUGCCUCCAUCAAGCUACGCACCGUGUUAUGAGGCUCUGCUGCCAAAAGAGAAGAUGAAGGUGGAGCCGGUGAAAGAGUAUAAGAGAGAUGUGGACGGAGUUCGAGAUCUGCUGGGCACCACCCAGUUCAUGUCGCAGGCCUCCUUCAUCCCCACACCUGUGGAAACCAGCCAGAUUGUCAUGCCGCCUCAUUUGGAGAAGGUUCGGGACAAGCUGGCUGAAAAUAUCCAUGAGCUCUGGGGCAUGAAUAAGAUUGAGCUUGGCUGGUCUUAUGGCAAGAUAAGGGAUGAUAAUAAGCGGCAGCAUCCGUGCCUGGUGGAUUUCUCCAAGCUGCCGGAAACGGAAAAAAACUACAAUCUGCAGAUGUCAACGGAGACUCUGAAGACUCUGCUGGCCUUAGGCUGUCGUAUAGUUCACAUGAAUCCAAAUGCUGAGGACUCUCUCAAAAAGAUAAAGCUCCCUAAGAACUACAUGAUGUCCAAUGGUUAUAAGCCGUCCCCUCUGGACCUGUCCGAUAUCAAACUGACUCCGGGGCAGGAGCUGCUGGUGGACAAACUGGCAGAGAACGCUCACAAUGUGUGGGCCAAGGACCGGAUCAAACAGGGAUGGACAUACGGGAUUCAGCAGGAUCUUAAAAGUAAGCGUAACCCUCGCCUGGUUCCUUAUGCUCUGCUGGAUGAACGCACCAAGAAGUCGAACAGGGACAGCCUGCGGGAAGCUAUCCGCACUCUGAUUGGCUACGGGUACAACAUCGAGCCCUCGGACCAGGAAGGCGCAGGACAAGUCUCGGAGCGCCUCAGCAUUGAUAAGAUCCGCUUCUUUAGGGUAGAGAGAACGUACGCAGUGAAGACCGGGAAGUGGUACUUCGAAUUUGAGGCCGUUACCGGUGGAGACAUGAGAGUGGGCUGGGCCAGACCUGGGUGUAAGCCAGAUGUGGAGCUUGGCACAGAUGAGCUUGCGUUUGUCUUUGAUGGAUACAGGGGCCACUGCCUGAACAUGGGCAGCCGGCUGUUUGGGCGCUGUUGGCAUGCUGGGGAUGUGGUGGGCUGCAUGAUCAACAUGGAGGACAAGUCCAUGAUCUUCACUCUGAACGGGGAGAUCCUGAUCACCACCAAGGGCUCUGAACUCUGCUUCACGGACUUUGAAACUGAGGAUGGGUUUAUUCCAGUGUGUAGCCUCGGUCUGUCGCAGGUGGGUCGUAUGAACCUCGGGAAGGAUGCUAGCACCUUUAAGUACUACACCAUGUGCGGCUUGCAGGAGGGAUUCGAGCCAUUUGCCGUCAACAUGAAUCGAGAGGUCACGAUGUGGUUCAGCAAGCGUCUGCCUACUUUUGUCAACGUGCCGAAGGACCACAACCACAUUGCGGUAACCAGGAUCGACGGCACCAUCGACAGCCCUCCUUGUCUCAAAGUCACCCACAAGACGUUUGGGACACAGAACAGUAACGCAGACAUGGUGUUUUGUCGUCUGAGCAUGCCUGUGGAGUUCCACUCCGUCUUCAAGAUCAGCCCUGUGGUGGACAUGAACGGUGUUCAUGAGGAAGAAACCCUUAAAGUUAAACACAGAUAUCCACUGAGAUCUGUGAGGCACAGCGAUGAAAGUAGACGAGUGGACUACAGCAGCAUCACUACGUACUACCAUUCAGUGAGGGUCUUCGCAGGUCAGGACCCUGCCUGUGUGUGGGUUGGAUGGGUUACUCCUGACUACCAUUACUAUAGCAACAACUUCAACCUCAGCAAGAAUCGUACAGUGACUGUAACCCUGGGCGAUGAACGUGGGCGAGUCCACGAGAGCGUGAAGAGGAGCAACUGCUACAUGGUGUGGGGUGGUGAUGUCACCAGCACUUCCCACACCUCCGGUCGCAGCAAUGUGGAUCUGGAGAUCGGCUGUCUAAUAGAUUUGGCCACUGGCCUACUGACAUUCACCGUCAAUGGCAAAGAUAUCUCUACCUCCUACCAGGUGGAACCAAACACCAAGCUUUUCCCCGCUGUGUUUGUGCGACCCACCAGCCCCAGCCUCUUUCAGUUUGAACUGGCUAAAAUAAAGAACGCCAUGCCUCUGUCAUCAGCCAUCUUCAAGAGUGAGCAUAAGAACCCGGUUCCACAGUGUCCGCCCCGACUGGAUGUCCAGACCAUAAACGCCGUGCUGUGGAGCCGCAUGCCCAACAGUUUCCUCAAAGUGGAAACGGCCAGGGUUAACGAGAGGCAUGGAUGGGUGGUUCAGUGCAUGGAGCCCCUGCAGAUGUUGGCAGUGCACAUACCUGAAGAGAACAGGUGCGUUGACGUCAUGGAGCUCUCGGAGCAGGAGGACAUGAAGAAGUUCCACUAUCACACCUUGAAACUGUACUGUGCCCUCUGCGCUCUGGGAAACACUCGUGUGGCCCACGCCCUUUGCAGCCACCUGGACCAAUCACAGCUCUUGUACACCAUCGACAAUCAGUACCUGUCUGGCAUGUUACGCGAGGGCUUCUACAAUGUUCUGAUUAGCACCCACCUGGAGACAGCCAAAGAGGCACGACUCAUGAUGAAAGAUGAGUUCGUCAUUCCUGUCACGGCCGAGACACGCUCCAUUCGUCUCUUUUCUGAUGCUUCUAAAAAGCACCUCCCGCCCGGGGUGGGGCUUAGCACCUCCCUGAAACCACGCCUAAACUUUACCCCACCGUGCUUCAUCAGCACCAAACGGGAGCAUCUGUACAGUCCCCAAAUCCCACUGGAUGCACUGAAGGAGAAAGCGAUUUCGAUGUUGACAGAGGCUGUUCAAAGUGGAGGGCACCACAUCCGAGAUCCUGUCGGAGGAUGCGUGGAGCACCAGCUUGUUCCAAUCCUGAAGCUCAUUAGCACCUUGCUGACGAUGGGUGUGUUAGGAAGCGAGGACGUUCGUAAGAUUUUACUGCUCAUUGACCCGAACGUCUUCAAAGAGGCAAGAGAGGAGGGAGCCACGGGGGCCACAGACAAAGAGGGACUAACAGGGGCAGAGGAAAAGGCGGUGGAAGCUGGAGAAGAAGAGGCAAUCAAAGAGGCUCAACAGCCAAUGGAAGGACUGCUGGAGAAGAGGCUGCCAGAGCCGGUUAAACGACAGAUGUGCGAGCUGCUUCACUAUUUCUGUGACUGCGAACUGAAGCACCGUAUCGAGGCCAUUGUGUCCUUUUCUGACAGCUUCGUGUCCAAGCUGCAGUACAACCAGAAGUUCCGCUACAAUGAGCUGAUGCUGGCCCUCAAUAUGUCUGCUGCUGUUACAGCGAAGAAGACCAAAGAGUUCAGAUCACCGCCUCAAGAACAGAUCAACAUGCUGCUGAACUUCAGUAUGGGAGAGGACUGCCCGUGCCCUGCAGACAUCCAGGAGGAACUCUAUGAUUUUCAUAAUCAGCUGCAGCUCCACUGUGGAAUCCCUAUGGAGGAAGACGAAGACGAGCAGGAUACAUCGAUUAAAGGUCGCCUCCUUAUGCUGGUGAACAGGAUCAAAGGCCAGGCGCACAAAGCAGAGGAGCCCACGAGGAUGGCGCAAGCUGCACCCUCCAAUCUGAAAGAGCUUAUCUCUCAGACCAUGGUCAGCUGGUCCCAGGAGUGUCACAUCCAGGACCCUGAACUUGUUCGCAAAAUGUUCAGCCUGCUGAGGAGGCAGUACGACAGCGUUGGAGAGCUCCUCCGAGCCAUGAGGAAGACGUACACCAUCAGCGCUGCCUCGGUCCAGGACACCAUCAACCUCUUGGCCUCCCUGGGUCAGAUCAGGUCUCUGCUGUCAGUUCGAAUGGGAAAGGAGGAGGAAAAGCUCAUGAUUGAUGGACUGGGUGACAUUAUGAACAACAAGGUCUUCUACCAGCACCCGAACCUGAUGAGAAUACUGGGCAUGCACGAGACUGUCAUGGAGGUCAUGGUCAAUGUCCUCGGAGGAGACAAGUCCCAGGAAAUUGCCUUUCCCAAGAUGGUGGCCAGCUGUUGUCGCUUCCUGUGCUACUUCUGCCGGAUCAGCCGUCAGAAUCAGAAGGCCAUGUUUGACCACCUCAGUUACCUACUGGAGAACAGCAGCGUGGGCCUAGCUUCGCCAGCUAUGAGGGGCUCCACUCCGCUAGAUGUGGCUGCUUCCUCAGUGAUGGACAAUAACGGGCUGGCUCUGGCACUUGAAGAACCUGACCUGGACAAGGUGGUCACCUACUUGGCUGGCUGUGGUCUUCAGAGUUGUCCAAUGCUUCUGGCUAAAGGUUAUCCAGACAUCGGCUGGAACCCCAUUGAGGGAGAGCGCUAUCUGUCCUUCUUGCGGUUUGCUGUCUUUGUGAACGGCGAGAGUGUGGAGGAGAACUCGAGCGUUGUGGUGAAGCUGCUGAUCCGUCGUCCGGAGUGUUUCGGACCUGCUCUGAGAGGAGAGGGAGGGAACGGUCUCCUGGCUGCCAUGAAGGAAGCUAUUAAGAUCUCUGAGACGCCCGCUUUGGACCUCCCAGGCUCCGUCCAGGGAGUUAGCUCUGAUGUGUCUGGUGAUGGUGACGAUGAAGAGGAGGUGGUCCACAUGGGCAAUGCCAUCAUGUCGUUCUACUCUGCUCUCAUCGACCUGUUAGGACGGUGUGCCCCUGAGAUGCAUCUCAUCAACAAAGGGAAAGGCGAAGCUCUGCGCAUUCGUGCUAUCCUGCGCUCUCUGGUGCCUACUGAGGACCUCGUGGGAAUCAUUAGCAUACCGCUCAAAAUGCCCAUUACUAACAAAGAUGGGUCAGUGACGGAGCCGGACAUGUCGGCGAGCUUCUGUCCGGACCACAAGGCCCCCAUGGUGCUGUUUUUAGACAGAGUGUAUGGCGUGGAAGCCCAGAGCUUUCUGCUUCACCUGCUUGAAGUUGGCUUCCUCCCUGACCUGAGGGCUGCUACUUCUCUGGACACGGAGGGUCUGUGUACCACCGAGACAGCCCUGGCUAUGAACCGCUACAUCGGUUCAGCCAUGCUGCCCCUCCUCACCCGCUGCGCCCCUCUCUUCGCUGGCACCGAGCACUACGCCACCCUCAUAGACUCCACCUUGCACACCAUCUACCGCCUGUCCAAAGGCCGAUCGCUGACCAAGGCGCAGAGAGAUGCGAUAGAGGAGUGUUUGCUGUCUGUUUGCAAGCACCUUCGUCCCUCCAUGCUGCAGCAGCUCCUGCGCCGCCUCGUCUUUGAUGUGCCCUUGUUGACUGAUUACUGCAAGAUGCCUCUAAGGCUGCUAACUAACCACUACGAGCAAAACUGGAAGUACUACUGCCUCCCUUCAGGCUGGGGCAGCUUUGGAACAGCCUCUGAAGAUGAACUACUGCUUACCAAGAAGAUCUUCUGGGGAGUGUUUGACUCUUUGUCUCAGAGGAAGUACGACCCCGAGCUGUUCAAGAUGGCCAUGCCUUGUCUCAGUGCCAUAGCUGGAGCUUUGCCGCCAGACUAUGUGGAUGCCUCCAUUAGUACCACUGUGGAAAAGCCUGUUUCUGUGGAUGCUCAGGGCAACUUUGACCCCAAACCAAUCAAUACGGCUAACAUCGCUCUUCCAGAGAAACUUGAGCAUUUUGCCAACAAGUACGCCGAGCAUACCCAUGAGAAAUGGUCUGCAGAGAAGGUGCUGCUGGGGUGGAAAUAUGGAGACUGUGUUGAUGAGAAGGCGAAGACUCAUCCUCAGCUGAGGACCUACAAAGGCCUGACGGAGAAGGAGAAGGAUAUUUACAGAUGGCCUAUUAGAGAGUCCCUGAAGAGUAUGCUGGCAAUGGGGUGGAGUAUCGAUAGGACCAAAGAUGGAGAGAGCAUGUCUCAACAGAGGGAGACUGAGAAAAUGAGAAAGAUAUCUCAGGCCUCACAGGCUAACGGCUUCAAUCCGAGCCCAAUAGACACAAGCAACGUGGUUCUAUCCAGAGAGCUGCAAGGGAUGGUGGAGGUGGUGGCUGAAAAUUACCAUAACAUCUGGGCCAAGAAGAAGAAAAGUGACCUUGGAAGUCGAGGAGGGGGAACACAUCCUCUGUUGGUGCCCUACGACACGCUGACGGCCAAGGAGAAGGCCCGCGAUCGAGAGAAGGCUCAGGACCUUUUUCGCUUCCUGCUAAUCAAUGGAUAUAGCAUCACAAGAGGUCUGAAGGACUUGGAGCAGGAUUCCUCCUCCAUGGAGAAAAGGUUUGCCUACAAAUUCCUCAAGAAGCUGCUCAAAUAUGUUGACUCAGCCCAGGAAUUCAUUACCCACUUAGCCAUGGCUGUCAGUGGCAAGACAGACAGGUCACCUCAUGAGCAAGAAAUCAAGUUUUUUGCCAAAGUGCUCCUCCCUCUGAUUGACCAGUACUUUAAGAACCACUCUCUCUACUUCCUGUCCUCCCCUAAUAAGAAUCUAAGCAGCAGUGGCUAUGCCUCCAACAAGGAGAAAGAAAUGGUCACCAGCCUCUUUUGUAAACUGGCAGCUCUUGUCAGACAUAGGAUUUCUCUUUUUGGGAGUGACUCCACCACCAUGGUCAGCUGUCUGCAUAUCCUGGCACACACACUCGAUACCAGGACAGUGAUGAAGUCGGGCUCCGAGCAGGUGAGGGUGGGGCUGAGGACGUUCUUCGAGAACGGCGCAGAGGAUCUGGAGAAAACGUUCGAGAACCUGAAGCUGGGGAAGUUCACCCACUCCCGCUCGCAGAUGAAAGGAGUGUCGCAGAAUAUCAACUACACCACCGUAGCUCUGCUUCCCAUCCUAACUGCUCUGUUUGAACACAUUACUCAACACCACUUUGGAGUCGACCUGCUCCUGGAUGACGUCCAAGUGUCCUGCUAUCGAAUCCUGACCAGCCUCUAUGCUCUGGGCACUGGGAAAAACAUCUACGUAGAAAGACAGCUGCCAGCUCUCGGUCAGUGUCUGGCAACUCUGGCCGGCGCCUUGCCUGUUGCCUUCCUAGAGCCGCAGCUCAACCCGUACAACCCCUGCUCAGUUUUUAAUACGAAGAGCGCCAGAGAACGAGCCACUCUAGGAAUACAAGACUCAGUGGAAGAAAUGUGUCCUGGCAUGCCACGGCUGGACCGCCUCAUGAAGGACAUCAAUGACAUGGCAGAGUCUGGAGCGCGGUACACAGAGAUGCCCCAUGUGAUUGAGGUGGUGCUGCCCAUGCUGUGUAACUAUCUGUCCUACUGGUGGGAAAGGGGUCCUGAAAACCAGCCGGCCAGCGGAGGAAGCAUCUGCUGUACCACAGUCACCUCGGAGCACCUCAGUCUGAUUCUCGGCAACAUCCUCAAGAUCCUCAACAACAACCUGGGCAUCGAUGAGGCCUCGUGGAUGAAGAGAAUUGCAGUGUACGUACAGCCCAUCAUCAGCAAGGCCCGUGCAGACCUGCUGAAGAGCCACUUCCUGCCCACGCUGGAGAAACUAAAGAAGAAGACAGUGAAAGUGGUGGCUGAGGAAGAGCUCCUCAAGGCCGACUGUAAAGGAGACACUCAGGAGGCCGAGCUGCUCAUCCUGGACGAGUUUGCCGUACUCUGCAGGGACCUGUACGCGUUUUACCCUAUGCUCAUUCGUUAUGUGGACAACAACAGGUCAAGGUGGCUGAAAGAACCAGAUUCAGACUCCAACGACCUCUUCAGGAUGGUCGCAGAGAUAUUUAUCCUUUGGUGCAAGUCACAUAAUUUCAAAAGAGAAGAACAAAACUUUGUGGUCCAGAAUGAAAUCAACAACCUUUCAUUCUUGACUGGAGAUAAUAAAACCAAGAUGUCCAAGUCCUUUAAGGAAAAGUCUGGGGGACAAGAUCAGGAGAGGAAGCACAAGAAGCGGCGAGGUGAGUUCUACUCCAUCCAAACCUCACUGAUUGUAGCCGCCCUGAAGAAGAUGCUGCCUAUCGGUCUUAACAUGUGCACCCCGGGAGAUCAGGAGCUCAUCUCUCUGGCUAAGACACGCUACCUCAUGAAAGAUACAGAUGAUGAAGUUAAAGACCACAUUCGGCAGAACCUGCACCUUCGUGAAAAGUCUGAUGACCCUGCCGUGAGGUGGCAGCUCAACCUGUACAAGGACAUAAUGAUGAGGACUGAGGGGCUUUCAGACCCUGAGAAGGUGGUGGAUCGUAUCCAGAGGAUCUCUGCUGCCGUCUUUAACUUGGAGCAGGUGGAACAACCACUGAGAUCCAAAAAAUGUGUAUGGCAGAAGUUGCUGUCCAAGCAGAGGAAGCGCGCCGUUGUCGCCUGCUUCCGAAUGGCUCCGCUUUACAAUCUGCCGAGGCAUCGCUCUAUUAACCUCUUCCUCCUGGCCUAUCAGAGAAUAUGGAUAGAAACAGAAGAGUACUCUUUUGAAGAGAAACUAGUGCAGGACCUUGCAAAAAUACAGCCUAAAGUGGAGGAAGAGGAGGAGGAGGAGGUGAGAAAGCAGCCAGACCCUCUUCACCAGCUCAUUCUGCAUUUCAGCCAUAACGCUCUGACUGAAUGCAGUUCUCUGGAAGAGGAUCCCUUGUAUAUUGCCUAUGCAGAUAUGAUGGCAAAGAGUUGUGCUGAAGGCGAAGAAGAGGAAGGAAAAGAGAAAACAUUUGAGGAAAAGGAAAUGGAGAAGCAAAAGAUGCUGUAUCAGCAGGCCAGACUUCAUGACAGAGGGGCUGCGGAGAUGGUGCUUCAAAUGAUCAGCGCCAGCAAAGGUCGACUGGGUGCUACGGUAACUGUCACGCUCAAGCUGGGCAUCUCCAUUCUCAAUGGAGGGAACAUCCUGGUUCAACAGAAAAUGCUGGAUUAUCUCAAGGAAAAAAGAGAUGUUGGCUUCUUUAAAAGCUUGUCCGGACUCAUGAUGUCAUGCAGCGUCCUGGACUUGAAUGCUUUUGAAAGGCAAAACAAAGCUGAAGGUCUGGGUAUGGUAACUGAAGAGGGAUCAAUCAACGUGAGUGAGCGGGGUUCCAAGGUACUGCAGAAUGAUGAAUUCACUAAGGAUCUUUUUAGGUUUCUGCAGCUUCUCUGCGAGGGACAUAACAAUGAUUUUCAAAACUUCCUAAGGACGCAGACAGGGAACACAACUACAGUCAACAUAAUCAUUAGUACUGUGGACUACCUACUAAGACUGCAGGAAUCUAUUAGUGAUUUCUACUGGUACUACUCUGGCAAGGAUGUCAUUGAUGAGGCCGGUCAGAGGAACUUCUCCAGAGCACUAGCAGUGGCCAAACAGGUGUUCAACUCUUUAACAGAGUAUAUACAGGGUCCGUGUAUAGGGAAUCAGCAGAGCCUGGCUCACAGCAGGCUGUGGGAUGCUGUGGUGGGCUUCUUGCAUGUUUUUGCCAAUAUGCAGAUGAAGUUAUCUCAGGACUCCAGUCAGAUUGAAUUACUAAAGGAGCUGCUGGACCUGCAGAAGGACAUGGUCGUCAUGAUGCUCUCGCUACUUGAAGGUAAUGUUGUGAAUGGAACUAUCGGCAAACAGAUGGUGGACACCUUGGUGGAAUCUUCCAGUAACGUGGAGAUGAUCCUGAAAUUUUUCGACAUGUUCCUCAAGUUGAAGGACUUGACUACUUCGGACAGUUUCAAGGAGUACGACCCCGAGAGCAAAGGCGUCAUCUCAAAGAAGGAUUUCCAGAAGUCCAUGGAGAACCAGAAGCAGUAUUCUCAGUCUGAGAUUGAGUUUCUUCUCUCCUGCGCCGAGGCUGACGAGAACGACAUGUUCAACUACGAGCAGUUUGUGGAGAGGUUUCACGAACCGGCAAAAGACAUCGGCUUUAACGUCGCCGUGUUGCUAACCAAUCUUUCAGAGCACAUGCCUCACGAUGCCCGCCUCUCAACUUUCCUGGACCUGGCCGAAAGCGUCCUCAGCUACUUCGAGCCUUACUUGGGCCGCAUUGAGAUCAUGGGCGGAGCCAAGCGCAUCGAGAGAGUGUACUUCGAGAUCAGCGAGUCGAGUCGCACGCAAUGGGAGAAGCCUCAGGUGAAAGAGUCGAAGCGGCAGUUCAUCUUUGACGUGGUCAACGAGGGCGGAGAGAGCGAGAAGAUGGAGCUGUUUGUAAAUUUCUGCGAGGACACGAUCUUCGAGAUGCAGCUGGCCUCUCAGAUUUCAGAGCCAGACCCCGUUGAGCGCCCGGAGGAAGAAGAGGAUGACAUCCAGACCAUGAUGGAGAACCAGGAAGAGGAAGACGAGGAGAGCGCGAUGAUGGAGUCUUCCUCGGCAUUUACAAUCGCAUGCAUCUCCAUGAAAAAGAGCUUGUGUCACUUCCGCCAGCUGCUUACUCUUAAAAGCAUGCGGCGGCAAUUCAGGAAAUUCAGGAAGAUGAGUGUGAAGGAGAUGGUGCGGGGCUUCUUCUCCUUCUUUUGGAUGAUCAUCACAGGCCUCUUUCACUUUGUUUACAGCCUAAUUUGGGGAUUCUUCCACAUCUUGUGGACCACGAUGUUUGGAGGUGGCCUCGUUGAAGGGGCUAAGAACAUGAAGGUUACAGAUAUUUUGGGAAACAUGCCUGACCCCACUCAGUUCGGGAUCCAUGGAGACGUGUUAGAAACAGAAAAGAUGGAGGCAAGCGAAGCGUCAGCGUUGGCUGAGUUGGGUCAGAUGGCUCAAGGGGAAGCAGCAGAGGCAGAUCUGAUGGCUGAGCUACUCAACAUACAGCCGAAGAAGGAGGGCAAGCACGGGGCCGAGCCAGGUUUGGGGGAUGUGUCUGAGGUGGUGGUGGGAGAUGCCCCGUCAAUAGCCAGUGCAGUCAAGCAGAAGAAGGCACAGAUGGCUGCAAAGACGAGGGCUGUGAACGGAGACUACAGAUCUGAUACAGAGAAGGGAGAUUCAGAAGAUGGUGAGAAGAAGGACCACGACAAGACUAGAGACGAAGCUCCUCCAGAGCUGUCAGUGGAGGAGAAGAAAGCCCCGAAGAAAAGGCUCGGCUUGAAGAAAGAGGCACCGGAGGCUUUCAUGGCGAGCUUCUUCGCCGGCUUGGAAGUCUACCAGACUAAGAUGCUGAACUACCUGGCAAGAAAUUUCUACAAUCUCCGCUUCUUGGCACUUUUUGUUGCCUUUGCUAUCAACUUUAUUCUUCUCUUCUACAAAGUGACCGGUGAUUACUCGGAUGAUGAAGACCCCUGGAAGGGUCGAGGCAGAGCUGGGGAGGAGGAAGACGAGGGAGCGCUUGAGUAUUUCGUCUUGCAGGAGAGCACAGGUUACAUGGCACCAACACUUCGCUGUCUGGCAAUACUACACACCAUCAUAUCUUUCCUGUGUGUAGUGGGAUACUACUACCUGAAGGUGCCUUUGGUAGUGUUCAAGCGGGAGAAGGAGAUAGCAAGGAAGUUGGAGUUUGCAGGCCUCUACAUCACCGAGCAGCCGUCUGAUGACGACAUUAAAGGACAGUGGGACAGACUGGUCAUCAACACUCCCUCCUUUCCCAACAACUACUGGGAUAAAUUUGUCAAGCGCAAAGUGAUAAAAAAGUAUGGAGACCUUUACGGAGCAGAGAGGAUAGCAGAGCUGCUGGGGUUGGACAAGAGUGCCCUGGAUUUCAACCCUACAGAGGAAACCGUUGCCAAGGAGGCUUCACUGGUGUCAUGGUUGAGCUCAAUCGAUACAAAGUACCAUGUCUGGAAAAUGGGGGUUGUGUUUACAGAUAAUUCAUUCUUGUAUCUAGUUUGGUACACCACCAUGUCCAUCCUGGGUCACUACAACAACUUCUUCUUUGCCGCCCAUCUGCUGGACAUUGCCAUGGGCUUCAAGACUCUCCGCACCAUCCUUUCAUCUGUCACGCACAAUGGCAAGCAGCUGGUGCUGACAGUGGGCCUGCUAGCUGUUGUGGUCUAUCUCUACACUGUGGUGGCCUUCAACUUCUUCAGGAAGUUUUACAACAAGAGUGAGGAUGAGGAUGAGCCGGACAUGAAGUGCGACGACAUGAUGACGUGCUACCUAUUCCACAUGUAUGUUGGGGUAAGAGCAGGAGGUGGGAUAGGGGAUGAGAUCGAGGACCCAGCUGGUGACCCCUAUGAGCUCUACCGCAUCCUGUUCGACAUCACGUUCUUCUUCUUUGUUAUUGUCAUCCUCUUGGCCAUCAUCCAGGGUUUGAUCAUUGAUGCCUUUGGAGAGUUAAGAGACCAACAGGAGCAGGUCAAAGAGGACAUGGAGACCAAAUGUUUCAUCUGUGGGAUCGGGAACGAUUACUUCGACACAACCCCGCACGGCUUUGAGACCCACACCUUACAAGAGCACAAUUUGGCCAACUAUCUGUUUUUCCUGAUGUACCUCAUCAACAAGGAUGAGACAGAGCACACUGGACAGGAGUCCUACGUGUGGAAGAUGUAUCAGGAGCGCUGCUGGGACUUUUUCCCAGCUGGAGAUUGCUUCCGCAAACAGUACGAAGAUCAGCUUGGGUAGAGCAGAUGCAUCCUCCUUACCUCUAUCUACGUGGCCUGCUGGAGCAUGUAGUCCCACCUACAACUGCUGGAAUACGACACACACUCCCACACUGGUUUGGACUGGUGUGAGGAGAGGCAAAUGAAAAUGAUGUAACUGUCAGUACAGCACCCGUCUAUGAGGAAAUGACCUAUAACUUGCCCAGACAUUUAGGUUUUCUUUUGGUUUGGGGGACUCGUUUUUGACAGCGUGUUGCCUUUUACUCCACAUAACCCCAAAUCAUUGCACAAUUUUUGUUUUCUUUUGGUCUUUUUGAGAAAUAUUGGGUUGUGUGGGGUUAUGGGGACAAUGUGUGAGUCAUAUUAUGCACAAUAUAUGAAUGUUGAACUUGAGACUUAAUGCCAAAAGAAAAGCAGUGUAGUAUAGUAGAUAUACAUGGUGCGCAAAAAUGUGAUUUAAGAAAAGAUUUUUUUUCGUCAGAUGUUGUAACAUUUAUCUAUCGAGAUGGAAUCUGUAGGAUGACGUGACAAAAGGUUAAUUGUGUAGGAUUUAUUUUUAAAAAUGCCUAAAGUUCUUCAUGAAGUGCCUUACAGUACUGUAUCUACAUUACAUUGAAGCUAUGCAAAACUUUUGUUUCUUUUCUUUAUUGUAUGUAAGUACAGUAGUUUUCCUGGAGCAGUAACAAGUAGCUGUCCAGAUAUGUAGUUUGUGGCUGAACACUUUCAUUUGAACGUGGAAGAAGAGCAUUGGGACGAUUUCUUUUGUUGCUGAAUGCAGCGUAACUGCAAAUGUUCAAGAUACACAGUGUAUACAUGACACAACAGAAUUUCCUGAAGACUUUCAAACAAGAACAGAAAAAAAUGAAUUGCUAUUGUAUGGCCAUUUGUAUGUAAUAGCUUUGCUGAUCUGUGCAUUUCUUUUGAUGGAAAAAAAAUAAAGAAAUUGAUGCAAGAAACGUUUGUGUUUACAUUGUGGUUGUUUAUUUUUCAGAUCUCUGAAUUUAUUUCUUAAAGCAAUUAAAUAAAAAUAUAUCUCCAAGUCUAAG